AUGGACGGCUGCGUAUUCGAUGUGCUGGAGGAGAAGACGGAAAGGAAAUUAGGGAGCCGUUCGGGAGAUAGAAGAAGGGCAACGAAGAACACUCACAACCUGAAGACCACCGGCACAGUUGUCGCGUGUGGCGCAGUAGUGGUGGCUAGCGGUUUCGAGGUAGUGCUGUGGAGGGUGGUUCGGAAUCGUUUAUGGCAAAUGUCACAUUGA
Marasmius oreades (fairy-ring Marasmius) is the source of this 210-nucleotide messenger RNA. RefSeq lists its product as uncharacterized. The record is from RefSeq and is a predicted model, not a curated record. NCBI's taxonomy places the organism in Eukaryota, Fungi, Basidiomycota, Agaricomycetes, Agaricales, Marasmiaceae. The transcript is spliced from 2 exons. The coding region runs from base 1 to 210 and encodes 69 amino acids.